CUUCUAACCAAAAGCCUUGUAUGGAAGAUCAGAGUGGUGAAGGAGGACCCGGAGAAGAAGACGACGAAGUUGAGAAUCCCGAAGGGGAUUGACAGUUGUUGUUCCUACCACUUAAAGGAAUUUGUGUGAUAUAGGGAAGAAUAUGGGUAAAAAUAAGGGUAAGGGUCUUCUCUCCUUUCGAUCCUCAAGCUUACGCCGUCGCCCAAAGAAGGCGGCUGAUCAUCGGCCACCACCAUCGCCGCCGCAGCAGCAGACAAUCGGGACUUUGGGCUCACCUGGUGGGGGUGGUGGUGGGGCGUUGGUAAAGACCAAGAAGAAGGCCGGCGUCGCGAGGUUGUGGAUGAGGUUUGAUCGGUCGGGUCAAUCGGAGCUCGUUGAGUUGGAUAAGAACGCAAUUAUCAGAGUCGCGGCGAUUCCGGCCAGGGAUUUGAGAAUUUUGGGCCCUCUCUUCUCUCACUCCUCCAAUAUUCUUGCCAGGGAGAAAGCAAUGGUAGUCAAUUUGGAGUUUAUAAAGGCUAUAGUCACGGCCGAAGAAGUCCUUGUUCUUGAUCCUCUUUCCCAUGAGGUUCUUCCAUUUGUUGAACAACUAAGGCAACAACUUCCGUAUAAAACCCAGCCAAAACUUCAUGGCCAUGCAGAAGAACAAGAAAAUGAACUGCUUGUUUCAACUGGCAGACAAUGGUUACCUGUGCCAGAGCCCGCAGAUGGUUUGCAAGCUGAGCUUCCGUUUGAGUUUCAAGUUUUAGAGAUUGCUUUAGAAGUUGUCUGUACAUAUCUGGACUCAAAUGUGGCAGACCUUGAGAAAGGUGCAUACCCUGUAUUGGAUGAAUUGGCUAGAAAUGUUAGCACCAAGAAUCUUGAACAUGUGCGAAGUUUGAAAAGCAACCUUACACGUUUGCUGGCACGUGUGCAAAAGGUGCGGGAUGAAAUUGAACAUCUUCUAGAUGACAACCACGAUAUGGCACAGUUGUAUUUGACUAGGAAGUGGUUGCAGAAUCAGCAAUCUGAGGUUCUCUUGGGAGCCACUGCCUCAAAUGCCUUUGCUACUGCAGCUCUUGUUCCUCACCAUGGCUCUAAUAGAAGUGGAAGUCUUAUCACUAGCAACGUGGUGGAUGAUUCUGAUGUUGAGGAUCUGGAGAUGUUGCUUGAGGCAUAUUUUAUGCAGUUGGAUGGAACACGGAACAAGAUAUUAUCAGUGAGGGAGUAUAUUGACGACACAGAGGACUAUGUUAACAUCCAACUUGACAGCCAUCGAAAUGAACUUAUUCAGCUUCAGCUGACACUGACCAUUGCAUCAUUUGCCAUUGCUUUUGAGACUUUGAUUGCUGGCAUGUUUGGUAUGAACAUCCCUUGUACAUUAUACCAGACUCACGGAGUUUUCUGGCCAUUUGUUGGGGGCAUUACUGCAGCUAGCAUAUUGCUUUUUUUCAUUGUUUAUGGAUAUGCAAGAUGGAAAAAGUUGCUUGGUUCUUAAGUUUGUUACCAGGUAUAAAUAUCUUGGUAAAACUUGGGUUAUUACAGGUUCACUUCCAAUGAUGCUCGUUCUUGUCCAAGAAGGAUCGUUCCCCUGCUUAGAUGAAUAAAAUAAUUAGCAAGCUUUGGAAAACCUACAAAGAAAGAAGAUUGAUCCAGUGCUGGCUAUUCUUAAUGAAAUUUAUUCUAAUGUUUGGAUACGGGAUUAAUUGCAUCAAUUGUGCAUGAUGGAGUUUAGGCUAGGAUGACUUUGUUUUACGUUCAGAAUGCAGCUUCUGGAGUGAAUUGAGAAUGAACAUUAUUGGCAGAUUAUUUCACUUAAGAGCUCAAGGAAGCAAAAAAUUAUUACUUGCUUAUGUGCAAAUCUUUCAAGUAGAAGUUGCAUAAUCACCAUGAUUAUUUAUCGAAGUUGCCUCUUUGAAACAUUGUGCCUCUGAGCUAGUUUGUUCUAUUUUGAACUUAACAUGCACGGCACAUUGGCAGUGGCACAUUAUGGAAGCCAUCCAUUCCAAAGUUAUUUUCCUUAAGCAUACGUUGUCUGGUAUCAACGUGUAAUAUGUAUGCUGGUUGUUUAUGCAAAUAAUAUACUAUGUAGCAUUCAAUAA
This is a messenger RNA of Neltuma alba, 2078 nucleotides long. RefSeq names its product magnesium transporter MRS2-4-like. The transcript has 4 exons. Gene Ontology annotation, molecular function: magnesium ion transmembrane transporter activity. Gene Ontology annotation, cellular component: membrane. Gene Ontology annotation, biological process: magnesium ion transport; transmembrane transport. The coding region runs from base 143 to 1474 and encodes 443 amino acids. NCBI's taxonomy places the organism in Eukaryota, Viridiplantae, Streptophyta, Magnoliopsida, Fabales, Fabaceae. The record is from RefSeq and is a predicted model, not a curated record.